Molecule: messenger RNA, 1455 nt
Organism: Argentina anserina (silverweed cinquefoil)
Lineage: Eukaryota; Viridiplantae; Streptophyta; Magnoliopsida; Rosales; Rosaceae
Exons: 1
Coding region: 1-1455 (484 amino acids)
Molecular function (GO): protein dimerization activity
Source: RefSeq, a predicted model, not a curated record
AUGGCUGCUUCCACCAAUGGGGCUAUUAUGUUAAAGACAAUAAAUUGUGAAGGCCAAUAUAAAGACAAGCAUGAAAUUAGUAGAUUGCUUUUGGAAUCCAUCAAUGAGAUAGGUGCCGAACAUGUGGUUCAAGUGGUGACUGAUAAUGCCCCUGUGUGCGCUGCUGCCGGUGCAAUAGUUGAGACUACACAUCCACAUAUCUUUUGGACACCGUGUGUGGUUCAUACUCUCAAUCUUGUUUUGAAGGAUAUAUUGAAGGCAAAGUCACAUGACCCGGGUGAGAGUGUAGAGAAAGAGUUGGGGUGGCUUACUGAAAGUGUUGUCAAUGAUGUGUGGUUUGUCAAGAACUUUAUCAUGAACCAUGGCAUGCGUUUGUCUAUGUAUAAUGAUCAUUGUGCCUUGAAGUUGCUCACUAUUGCGGAGACAAGUGAGACAAGAUUUGCCUCUCAUUUUGUGAUGCUUAAAAGGUUUAAAGAGGUGAAGAGUGGCUUGCAAGCUAUGGUUAUUAGUCUAAGAUGGGACAUGUAUAAGGAAGACGAUGUCAAUAAGGCAAAAGCGGUGAAGAAGAUGCUUAUUGAAGAAAGGCUAUGGGACCAAAUUGAUUUCAUAGUUGCAUUCAUGGGUCCUAUAUAUGAGAUGAUAAGGAUGACGGAUUUGGAUAGACCUUGUCUUCACUUGGUUUAUGAGUGGUGGGAUGUGAUGAUUGAGAAAGUGAGGAAUGCAAUUUAUAAGCCGAAAUUUGCAAGUGUCUUAGCGGAGAAGGAUGUAGAGGUAGAUCGAUUCUAUGAUGUGGUGUACUCCAUCUUAAUACAUAGGUGGACUAGAAGUUCUACCUCUCUUCAUUGCUUAGCACACUCUUUGAAUCCAAGAUAUUAUAGUUCUCAAUGGCUUGAGGAGGUUCCUAAUCGGGUUGCUCCACAUAGAGAUCCCGAGCUCAACAAUGAAAGGAGGAAAUGUCUUCAAAAGCUCUUUCCGGAUUCCCAAGUUCGCAACAAAGUGAUGGAGGAAUUUGCCUAUUUUUCAUUGAACAUGGGAGAUUAUUCAACACCCGAAGCUUUGGAGAAUAAGUUUCAUUUUGAGCCUAUAAUUUGGUGGGCAAUUUAUGGAGCUUCUACACCACUUCUUCAAACUUUGGCUCUUAAGUUGCUCAAUCAACCUUGUUCAUCUUCUUGUUGUGAACGCAAUUGGAGCACAUAUAGUUUCAUAUAUGGUUUGAAGAGGAACAAGUUGGAACCAAAAAGAGCUCAAGAUUUGGUUUAUAUUCAUACCAAUCUUAAACUUUUGGCUAGGAGGGAUCCUAACUAUUACAAAAGCAAGGAAACAAUGUGGGAUCUUGCGGGGGAUGGCCAUGAGUCAUUGGUGGAGGAGAAUGUGGAUAUGCUAGAGCUUGCAACUUUAUCCCUUGAUGAACCGGCAUUAGAGAGGGUGAUUUUCAAUGAUGAGAUGGAGUCUUGA